This is a messenger RNA of Musa acuminata subsp. malaccensis (wild Malaysian banana), 1046 nucleotides long. Its product is annotated as transcription factor HY5-like. Gene Ontology annotation, molecular function: DNA-binding transcription factor activity, RNA polymerase II-specific. NCBI's taxonomy places the organism in Eukaryota, Viridiplantae, Streptophyta, Magnoliopsida, Zingiberales, Musaceae. Gene Ontology annotation, biological process: response to red light; regulation of photomorphogenesis; positive regulation of transcription by RNA polymerase II. The record is from RefSeq and is a predicted model, not a curated record. Gene Ontology annotation, cellular component: nucleus.
CGGUGGCGAUCCGACCGCUCAGAAGCCUCCACGCUCCCAUCUCCUGCGCCUUCGGAUUCCUGGCUGCGUUCAUGGCUCCUCCUCCCGCCACGCUCACCGGCCGACGACCAACCGAUUCCUUCCCAUUCCCACGGUUUCUGCCGCGUCUCUAAACCCCCAAACCUCCGGUUACGGACAUCUGUAUGUGGAUAUUAUUGUCAGUGGCAGGAGUAGCUCACACGCUUCGUUGCUCUUUCUUUCCCAACCCAAGAGAAAACGAGUAGAAGAAGAAAACACAGAAGAAGGCACGAGGGUAGAGGAAGCAGAAUGCUCCAGGAACAAGCCACGAGCUCCCUUCCUUCCAGCAGCGAGAGAUCCUCCAGCUCUGCCCCUCAGAUGGAAAUCAAAGAAGGAAUGGAGAGCGACGAGGAUGUAAGACGAGUGCCGGAGUUCGGGCUAGAGUUAGCAGGUCCGUCCUCCUCCGAGCGAGGACACGGUUCGGCGGUCGGCCAGGACCAGGCUCGGGUCGGGCAGCGGAGGAGGGGGAGGAGCCCCGCCGACAAAGAGCACAAGCGUCUCAAAAGGUUGCUGAGGAAUAGAGUAUCGGCUCAGCAGGCAAGGGAGCGGAAGAAAGCUUAUCUGAAUGAUCUGGAGGCCAAGGUGAAGGAUUUGGAGGCCAAGAACUCGGAGCUGGAGGAGAGGAUGUCCACAUUGCAGAACGAGAACAACAUGCUGAGACAAAUCCUGAAGAAUACAACUGUGAGCAGAAGAGGAUCCAGUGGCAGUGCCACCGCAGACAGCCAAUAGAACAACAAGGAACAGAAGAGUGAUGUUCAUGUUGAUCGAAGACGAAACUCUUCUGAGUAUGAAGAAUACCUUAAGAAAGAAAGAAAAAGCUUGUUCUGUGAUUGGAUGACACAUGCAUGACGAAGCAACUUCAUCAGUUUGAACUAUCUUGGCUUGUAUCUUGUGAAUGGCACUGGAAUGCCAGCCCCUGGAAAUCUCCUGUAAAGACAACAGCAGCAUAAAUAUCAGUUCCAGGAACAUCAUCAGUUGGUGAUGGAAGA